Molecule: messenger RNA, 2538 nt
Organism: Nematostella vectensis (starlet sea anemone)
Lineage: Eukaryota; Metazoa; Cnidaria; Anthozoa; Actiniaria; Edwardsiidae
Product: sodium- and chloride-dependent GABA transporter 1
Exons: 12
Coding region: 310-2070 (586 amino acids)
Biological process (GO): sodium ion transmembrane transport
Cellular component (GO): membrane
Source: RefSeq, a predicted model, not a curated record
GCGUAGCAUCAGAACACGAGGCGGUUUGAUCGAGUGUUACUUUGCUCGCGGUAUUUCUGACACUAAAAAAAGACCCCCAAAAAACUCCUCUCGAACAACUCCAAAAUAGUCCAACAUGGAUACCGAAGACUUUGUGCUCAAGAAUAACAGCGAAAGAGUUCUCCUUUCUCCCGAAAGGGAGAAUGGCUCGCCUCAAGAGAGUGAACUAGAUGAGCGCGAAGUUCAGCUUGAAGACGAGAGAGAGACUUGGGGUAAAAAAGCCGACUUUCUCUUGUCUUGUAUCGGCUUUGCCGUAGGUCUCGGGAAUGUAUGGAGGUUCCCCUACCUCUGCUACGCCAACGGAGGAGGCAUUUGUCCUUGUUCCACACCAUCAGCCGUUUCCCUGAGACUCCCCGGGGAAAAUUACCAGGAGCGUUUCUUCUUCCUUACUUGAUCAUGUUGGUGCUAUGUGGUAUGCCCAUGUUUUUCAUGGAACUCUCUGCUGGCCAGUACUUCAGUCUGGGCCCUAUUGGGGUUUGGGGUGCUAUCUGCCCUCUCUUUAGAGGUAUUGGCUUUGCCAGCAUAGUGAUCUCCUUCCUGGUCUGUGUGUACUAUAACGUGAUCAUUGCCUGGUGCCUGUACUUCCUUGCCGUGUCCUUCCGCAGUGAGGUGCUCUGGAAGCACUGCGAUAACUGGUGGAAUACGGACAAUUGUUAUGCUGGGAGGAUCCCAGAAAGCAUGUCAUGUUCUCUUGGGAGUGGAAGUAACAAUUCGCUUGUCAACUCUACACUAGCUAAUGCAACUGUACUGGCUGCCAAUGCAACAAACGCCACCACAGAAUGUCUCUUUCCUGAAAACCAAGUAUCUCCGUCAUUAGAGUUCUGGGAGAAUUAUAUCCUAAGACUGAGUGAUGGCAUUGGUGAAGCUGGAGAGAUCCGUUGGCAGAUCUUGGUGUGCCUGAUUCUAGCCUGGGUUGGUGUCUACUUCUGCAUGUGGAAGGGGGUCAAGUCAUCUGGAAAGGUGGUCUACUUCACAGCCACGUUUCCCUAUCUGGUAUUGUUCAUCCUGUUUGUGCGUGGUGUCACCCUCCCAGGAGCAGACAAAGGGAUUGCAUUCUACCUUAAGCCAGAGUGGCACAGACUAAAGGACCCUAAGGUUUGGGUUGCUGCUGCCACACAGAUCUUCUACUCUCUUGGGAUUGGCUUUGGCUCCCUUGUUGCCAUGGGCAGCUACAACAAGUUCCAUAACAACAUUUUCAAGGAUGCCAUCAGCAUUUCUCUGAUCAACUGUGGCACCAGUGUGUUUGCAGGCUUUGUCAUUUUCUCUACUCUUGGAUUCAUGUCUCAUGUACUAAACAAGCCCAUUGAAGAGGUUGCUAAUUCAGGUCCUGGACUUGCAUUUGUUGUGUACCCAGAGGCCAUUGCACAAAUGCCCAUCUCUCCUCUAUGGGCGAUCCUUUUCUUCUUCAUGAUUCUCACCCUGGGACUUGACAGCCAGUUUGGCAUGAUGGAAGCAGUCAUUACAGGCAUUAUUGAUGAGUACCCUGUGUGCCGGAAACGCAAGGAGUUGUUCAUUGCUGUGGCAUGCUUUCUGUGCUUCCUGCUUGGAAUAACCAACGUUACUCAGGGUGGAGCAUAUGUCCUCAAUCUGUUUGACUAUCAGUCUGGUGGCGUUUCACUGCUUUUCCUGGGAUUCUUUGAAACUGUCUGUCUGGCAUGGAUAUAUGGUGCUGAUCGUUUCUCUAAAGACAUUGAGGACAUGGUGGGCUCAAGGCCAGCUGCAUGGUGGCGUUUUACUUGGAAGUUCUGUGCACCCACUGUCAUGGCAGGCAUUUUCUUCUACAGCAUUAUCUUUUGGCAAGGGGUCAGCUAUGGCAGCUAUAAGUACCCCCAGUGGGCGGAGUUCUUCGGCUGGGUCAUUGCGCUGUCCUCUAUGUUGUUCAUUCCUGGAAAUGCUAUUUAUAUGAUCUGGAAAACUCCAGGGACCCUAAGAGAGCGUGUAACAUUCUUACUUAAACCUGACCGGAAUAUCCUACAAGAGAUUGAGAGAAGAGAAGGACUGUCAAAGAGAGUUGAAGUCCUUAAGGUUUAACUUGAUAAAAAGAUGUACAUAUUUUCCACUGACUACCAUUACAACAAGACCAACCAGACUUAAAACAAUAAAAUUGACGUUCCUUGUUUGAAGUAUAACUUUGUACAAAAUAUUAUUUAUUCAGAAGAAUAUGAACAGCAAAAUAUACUAACUACAUCGAAUCAACAUCACGGAAUAAUAAUUGGUAAAUGAAGUUAAGUAUAGUUUAUACAAAUUCCAUGUGUUUGAAAAUGAACAAGUGUCACCGAAAAGCUAUUUAAGUUGAGUUUAAAAUUGUAAUUCCAGGGAACUUUUGUUUAAAAGUUGGCUUACAUACUGUUUCAAAAUAUAUUUUAUUUUACAUUUACCAAAAACAUUUACAUUCACAUAAUAAUAGACUACCAUAUAAAACAGCCAUAUUGUAGUUGCAGUAUUUAAACAGGUGUUAAAGAUAUUAAAUCAGUUUGUAAUAAAUAAACCAACAAACAA